Molecule: messenger RNA, 431 nt
Organism: Drosophila sechellia
Lineage: Eukaryota; Metazoa; Arthropoda; Insecta; Diptera; Drosophilidae
Exons: 1
Coding region: 123-380 (85 amino acids)
Source: RefSeq, a predicted model, not a curated record
UUGAGGCCAGGCGUCGAGUAAGACACAAAAUUUUUCUAUACUUUUACAUUUGGUUUCCAAAAAAAAAAUUUAAAAAAAAAAAUCGAAAAAAAGCGACAACAAAAUUAAACAAUUUUACUAACAUGGAAGCCAACUUACUGGGGUCCAUAAUAAACAUCCUGGAGCAUAUGGACCGACCCAUGAGUGACACAGAGCUGAACGUCGCCCUGGGCAGCCAGUUCCGACGUCACGAUCCGGAGUUCUAUCACCGACUGCAAGUCAAUCUGCGCGAUGGCGUGAAACGCGGCAUUCUGAUCCAACGGGGAAACCUGUUUUCGCUGCAGUCUCGGACCAUCUUUAUGCCGAUGAAGUUUCUUAAACCGCCAUUAUGUAGAUUUUAAGAAUAUAACAGAAGAUCUUGCAAAUUAAUUAGUCCUUAAUAGAACAGUGAA